CUCCUGUGUGUAUCCAAACAAAGCGAGCUUGUUAGUUACCCAACUUUCUACUGGGUACUUUUUUCUUAUAAAAUGCCCCAAUUAGGGUUUCCGGAGGACAUACAACACAGAGUAAUACUAUUCCCUCCCAGGUCCGCCGCUUAGGCUUUGAGGUGGAUAUUACUCCCUAUCUCACUCUCACACACAAGCACACACAGCAUUUCUCCAUCGGUCAACGCAAUAUUAAUCACAGCCACCAGUGUAAAAAAUACGCAGAUAUUAAUAUUUUGACAAUCAGUCUUCCUUUUUCCUGUCAAUGUAAAGCGAAUCCGUAUUUUGAACAAUCUCUUGGGUUAUCUCCUCCAAAAUUUCAGACGUAGACAACAUUUCUGAGUUUAUACAAGCGUGGGUUUCAUUAGUACAACAACUGUAUGAGAGAAGUUUUCUGGCUCAAAACACGCAUUAUCUUUCUCUGCCAAGACUGAAGUGAGGGGAGUCCAUUUAUGUACACUAAUUUGUACAGCAGGGGACCUACCAUGCAAGCAGUUUCCCAUUUUCAUCCGAUAUGUUACUUAUCUAACAGAAGAAGCUCUAUUGAACCUGGUGGUUGGAUGAAAAUGAACGCCCCAAAUUCAAGUCAAAAUGCUGGAAGGGUGGAAUUAACUGGAGCAGCUCAACUUUGUAAGUUUUUUAUACCUGUAAGAAGAUCCAGGUUGUUUGUGAUUCCCAACACAAAUGACGGUCACCCAUGUGUUUCACCAUCCGAGGAAAAUACAAACAUAAACCAUGCACUUGCAGAGACAUCGUUGAGCAAAUGGUCUCCUCCUAGGUACCUAUGGAGGGGAUUAUCAGUUCUUAUCCUGGCAGGGCAGGUAAUUAUUAGGAUUUUAAUGGGUAAAAUCCACUGGAGGAACACUCUCCAACAGCUGGAGAGAGUUGGUCCACGGUCAGUUGGUGUCUGUCUGUUAACCUCAGCUUUUGUUGGCAUGGCCUUCACUAUCCAGUUUGUUAGAGAAUUCACAAGAUUAGGCUUAAACAGAUCUGUUGGUGGAGUAUUGGCCCUAGCCUUCUCAAGGGAGCUAAGUCCUGUGGUCACAUCUAUUGUAGUUGCAGGGCGUAUUGGGAGUGCCUUUGCUGCAGAGUUGGGGACAAUGCAGGUUUCUGAGCAAACAGACACUCUAAGAGUUCUUGGUUCAGACCCAGUCGAUUAUCUAGUGACACCAAGGGUCAUUGCUUCUUGUGUUGCACUACCAUUUUUGACUUUGAUGUGUUUCACAGUAGGGAUGGCAUCUAGUGCUCUCCUUGCGGACGGUGUUUAUGGAGUUAGCAUUAACAUUAUAUUAGAUUCUGCUCAGAGAGCUCUUAGAUCAUGGGAUAUAAUUAGUGCAAUGAUCAAGUCUCAGGUUUUUGGUGGAAUCAUAUCUAUUGUGAGCUGUGCUUGGGGAGUUACCACCAUGGGAGGUGCGAAAGGUGUUGGAGAAGCAACUACCUCUGCUGUGGUUCUCUCUCUUGUUGGUAUCUUUAUUGCCGAUUUUGCACUCUCUUGUUGCUUCUUUCAGGGAGCUGGAGAUUCACUGAAGGAUUGUGUAUAAUCUUUGCAAACUUUUUGUUGAUUGGCUUAUGAUGCUUGGGUAAUUGGGAAGUUAUUCGCUUUUAUAGUUAAAAUUGCCAUCAAAGAAAGUGGAGCUCUUGUUCUUGUAAGUGCUU
Molecule: messenger RNA, 1686 nt
Organism: Cornus florida
Lineage: Eukaryota; Viridiplantae; Streptophyta; Magnoliopsida; Cornales; Cornaceae
Product: protein TRIGALACTOSYLDIACYLGLYCEROL 1, chloroplastic
Exons: 4
Coding region: 483-1571 (362 amino acids)
Biological process (GO): phospholipid transport
Cellular component (GO): ATP-binding cassette (ABC) transporter complex
Source: RefSeq, a predicted model, not a curated record